AUGACAUGCACGCAUACACCUAUGCACUCUGUCGUCUCGGGCACACGCUCAGACUUACGGAAGAAGAUACUUCGAUCUGGUGACAAGAUCACCCUGAAUGACAUAGUGUCAGAAGCUAACGCGCUGGAAGCAAUACAUCGGCAACUCGAAGGAUUCGAUCGCAAAGGACAUAACCACACAACUCAAGCAGUUAAUGCUAUGGAAACAAGAAAGACAGAAAAUGAGACGCAGAAGAAGAAAGAAUGUUUUAGAUGUGGUAGCUGGAGUCACCUUGCCUACGAUGACAGAUGCCCGGCAAAAGGAAAGAAAUGUCUGCAAUGCGGGAAGAUAGGGCACUUUAAGGCACAUUGUAAAACCAACCCAUUGAAGAGGAAAUUCGAAGAAAAGACAAAACAAGAUAAAAGCAGGCAAGAUGCAAAGAAAUUUAAAAGAUCUGAUAAAGAAGUAAGAAAUAUAGAAGAAUACGAAGGAAAACAUUCGGGGGAUGACACUGUCGAUUACGUGUUUAACAUUGACGAUGAUGCAGUAGUUACCUGUAAAGUAGGCGGAGCAAAAGUAAACAUGUUGAUUGAUUCUGGAUGCAAACACAACCUAAUUACGGAUAAGACAUGGACAGAAUUGAAGAAAAAGAAAGUUAAGGUUACAGACCAGAUACCAAGGCCCGAAAAGACUUUUUUAGCAUAUGGGAGUAAGACUCCACUGAAGUUAUUGGGGUCUUUUCGGUCUGAAAUUGAAAUAGCAAACAAAAGCAAGAACACCAUCUUCUACGUGGUAGAUGGAGGAACCCGCGAUCUUUUAGGAAAGCAAACAGCCAUUGAAUUAGGGGUGCUGAAAAUUGGACUACAAGUCAACCAAAUAGGAGAGCAGAGUUUCCCAAAAUUUAAAGAUGUGCUGGUGCAAAUUCCAAUAGACAAGCAAGUGACUCCGAUUGCACAGCCUCAUAGAAGAAUCCCUAUUCCCCUAGAAGAGAAAGUGAAUGCAAAGAUAGAAGAACUUCUUAAAAAAGAUAUUAUAGAGAAAGUCGAUGGGCCUUCGAGUUGGAUAUCUCCUAUUGUCCCAAUACUAAAAGAGAGUGGAGAUAUUCGCCUUUGUGUAGAUAUGCGACGCGCGAAUUCAGCGAUAUUGCGGGAAAAUCAUCCUCUCCCUACGAUGGACUGUUUAUUACCAAAGGUACAUAAGGCAAAAGUAUUUAGCAAACUGGACAUACAAGACGCAUUCCAUCAGGUUGAAAUACACCCAAAUUCGAGACAUAUAACCACAUUCAUUUCGAGCAAGGGCCUUUACCGUUACAAGAGGCUAAUGUUUGGUAUCACUUGUGCACCUGAAAUAUUCCAAAAAACGCUGGAACGAGUACUAAUAGAGUGCGAAGGAGUGAUAAAUUUCAUAGAUGAUAUUUUAAUCUAUGGAGAGACACGAGAUCAACAUGAUCAGAGACUGAAAAAAGUGAUGGAUGCUUUAGACAAGAACAAUGUUGCGCUGCGAAAAGAAAAGUGUAUCUUUAAUACGGAUAAAGUUCACUUUUUAGGUCAUGAGCUUACUGAACAAGGUGUUCGACCUCUGGAUAAAUAUCUGGAUACAAUCAAAGAGUUUAGAGCUCCGGAAACAAUAUCCGAAUUACAGAGUUUUCUCGGACUCAUCAACUAUGUUGGGAAGUGGAUUCCAAAUCUCGCUACAACAACAGAACCGUUAAAAGAACUGUUGCGGCAAAAAUCGGGAAGAAAUACAAAUAUUAGCGAGUUAUGGGGACACAGUCAGCAAACAGCUUUUAAUACUUUAAAAGCUGCGCUUGGUGACAUACCUAACCUGGGAUAUUACAGCGUUACGGAUAAGACUCUAGUAUUUGCAGAUGCUAGCCCUGUUGGUUUAGGCGCGGUGCUCGUACAACUUAAUAAAGAUGGCCCGCGCAUUAUUGCCUAUGGAAACAAAACUCUAACGGAUUGCGAAAGGAGAUAUUGUCAAACAGAGAAAGAAGCUCUGGCGUUAGUAUGGGCGGUUGAACAUUUUCACAUGUUUCUGUAUGGAAAGACGUUUGAUCUGAUCACCGACCACAAACCCUUGGAGGUCAUAUUUGGACCCAAGUCAAAACCAUGUGCAAGGAUCGAACGUUGGAUAUUAAGACUGCAAUCGUACAAAUACAGGGUGGUUUACCGCCCGGGAAAGAACAAUAUAGCUGAUCCGCUAUCACGGCUCUGCAAAGUACAUAAGACAUCAAAUGAUAGUGACUAUGUGCAAAGAAUAGUAGAAGAACUAAGACCGGUAGCGGUUUCACUUAGCGAAAUCGAAGAAUACUCAAGACUUGACGAAGAGAUACAGAAGGUAAAAAAAGGAAUUUUCAAUAACGAUUGGGAUGAAACAGUGAGAAACUACAAAAUAUUUGAAAAUGAACUUUGCUUUUGUGGGGACAUACUUCUUCGAGGUACCAAAAUGGUAAUUCCCAAACAAUUGCGGGAACGUGUACUGACUGCUGCUCACGAAGGCCAUCCGGGAAUUGUGGCUAUGAAGCUCAGACUUAGAACCAAAGUGUGGUGGCCUAGGUACGACAAAGAUGCAGAGAAGAUGGUCAAAUGCUGCAGAGGGUGCACACUUGUAUCUGCACCAAACCCACCUAACCCUCUUAAGAGAAGGGAGUUACCAAGUCAUCCUUGGGUAGAUAUUGCCAUAGAUUUACUAGGCCCUCUACCUUCUGGGGAUCACCUAUUGGUAGUCAUCGACUAUUACUCACGCUAUAAAGAAAUAAAAAUCUGUCGGGAUAUUAGUAGCAAAGAGAUGAUCAGACUACUCAAAGAGAUCUUCAGCCGCCUAGGUUGCCCCGUUUCAAUGAUCUCAGAUAAUGGCAGACAAUUCGUCAGUGAAGAGUUUAACUCUUUCUGCAAAGGGAACAACAUCAAAUUGCUACAUUCUGUCCCGUACAUGCCUCAGCAAAAUGGUGAAGUUGAAAGGCAGAACAGAGACAUACUAAAAAGACUAAGGAUAUGUCAAGCCGAAGGAAACAAAAACUGGAAGGAAGCACUGCUGGAUUACCUCAGUAUGUACAAUAGUACUCCACAUAGCGUUACAGGGCAAGCACCGGCAGAAAUGUUCUUCCGAAGAAAAUUCAGGGACAAAAUUCCUAUGAUAGAAGAUGUUCAUCAUAGAGUAGAGGACAUGGACAUAAGAGAUAAAGAUAAAGAACAGAAAGAUAAAGGCAAAGAAUAUGCAGACAGAAAAAGAAAAGCACAUGACAGUGACCUAAGUCCAGGCGAUAAAGUCUAUGUAAGAAAUAUGAACAAAACAAAUAAACUAAGUUCCAAUUUUGAAGCCACAUCACACACGGUUACUAAUCGUGUUGGUGGAGAUGUUGAAUUACAAAAUGAUGAGACCGGUCAUCAACUCAGACGUAACGUGAUACAUUUAAAAAGAGUCGAAGGCAAUUGGGAAGUUUUGCAAGAUGCAGGUCGUGAAACAGGCACUGAAGGUGAACCUAGCGUAGAAAACCAUGAUUAUGAAGAUUAA
Molecule: messenger RNA, 3492 nt
Organism: Plutella xylostella (diamondback moth)
Lineage: Eukaryota; Metazoa; Arthropoda; Insecta; Lepidoptera; Plutellidae
Source: RefSeq, a predicted model, not a curated record